Rhineura floridana is the source of this 6894-nucleotide messenger RNA. RefSeq names its product insulin like growth factor binding protein 4 (gene IGFBP4). The transcript has 4 exons. The record is from RefSeq and is a predicted model, not a curated record. Gene Ontology annotation, molecular function: insulin-like growth factor I binding; insulin-like growth factor II binding. NCBI's taxonomy places the organism in Eukaryota, Metazoa, Chordata, Lepidosauria, Squamata, Rhineuridae. Gene Ontology annotation, cellular component: extracellular region. Gene Ontology annotation, biological process: regulation of insulin-like growth factor receptor signaling pathway. Bases 126 to 911 code for a protein of 261 amino acids.
UCUCCCCCCUUCAGUGCAGAGUCCCCCUCACUGGAGAUCAGUUUCUCUGCUCUGCCAGCGACACAACAGUUCUUUCCAGUCUCUUGGCCCCUGUCUGCCCAGUAACACCUGCCUGACUGCCAGCCAUGCCCUCGGGGACUGUGCCUGUCACCCUGCUGCUUCUGGCACAGGUGGGCUUUUCAGUGAGUCUUGAGGCCAUCCAGUGCCCACCAUGUUCUGAGGAGAAGCUGGCGCGCUGCAGGGCACCCACUGGAUGUGAAGAGCUGGUGCAGGAGCCAGGCUGUGGAUGCUGUGCUACUUGUGCCCUGGCAAAAGGGAUGCCCUGUGGGGUCUACACGCCGCGCUGUGGCUCUGGGCUGCGAUGUUACCCACCUCAAGGAGUGGAGAAACCCUUGCACACACUCAUGCACGGCCAAGGGCUGUGCAUGGAGCUGUCUGAAGUUGAAGCUAUCCAAGAGAGCAUCCAGUCCACAGAUCCAGAGGAGGUUGACCUCCCACCCACCAACAACUUCAGCCCCUGCAGCAGCCAUGACAGAAAAUGCCUCCAGAAGCAGCAAGCAAGAGCCCGUGAGCGGAUAAACAGUGGUGUCAAGAUGAGGAACAACGGGAACCUACCUGUCCGGGAGGACACCCGGCCAGUGGUCCAGGGCUCAUGUCAGAGUGAACUUCACAGAGCGCUGGAGAGGUUAGCAGCUUCCCAAACCCGAACCCAUGAGGACUUGUACAUAAUCCCCAUUCCCAACUGUGACCAAAAUGGGAACUUCCACCCCAAACAGUGUCACCCAGCGUUGGAUGGGCAACGAGGGAAAUGUUGGUGUGUGGAUCGGAAAACUGGGGUCAAGUUGCCGGGAAGCCUGGAGUUGAAGGGAGAACUGGAUUGCCAUCAACCUGCAGAUAGGGUGCAGGAGUGACUGGACAGAUGAUAAGGGGACAUUGAGACUUUCCUUGACGAACUGCCAAGGAAACUCAUGGUGCUGUUUGAUGAGCAGAUAGCAAAUGAAUGGGGAUGUUACCGCAAUACUCUUUUUUUUUUUUGAGGGGGAAUGAUAAUGGCAGUAAGGUCUGCCCCUCUCCUCAUAACUACAUUAAUCCAAGCCUGAUGUGGCCUAGCCAACCCACAUCACUCUGGUGUUUAAUUGGGUAGGAAUUAGCAACCAUGGUUCCUUCUUCACAAACUCUGGAAAUGACAUUCCGUUUGACUGGCCGUCAGUGACAAAAAAGAAAGAAAAGGUGUACAAGCGUUAACCUUGAGUACUUGGAUGGGUCUUUUGAGUUUCCCCAGGUAGGCCUACUUUUGCUUUCGGCACAGGCCUCUACAAGGGUAGCCAAAAUGGUGCCCUCCAGAUGCUGCUGGAUUCCAACUCCCAUCAGCCCCAGCCAGCAUGGCCAGUGGUCAGGGAGCGCGAGUCUAACAACUUCUGGAGGGCACCACACUGGCUACCCUGGCUUUGGAAAAUGGCUUCUUCUGCAAGGGUUUCUGCCGAGAAAGGAAAAAGAGGAAUGGAAGACUUCUUCCCACUGUUUGUUGGGAAACCCCCAAAAACUAAGCAGGUCAAAUAGUGCCUGGAUCCUCCACAUCCAAGUGUACUCUAGCGCUUUGGGGCAAGAGCUACAUUAAGUUGGGAAGUGAUAGGCUUAUUGGGCAGACCUUGUUUUCCAGCCAGGACCAGCUGGAGUUUAGCCCUAGGACUUGCUUUCAAAGCCAGAGCUCAGUUCUCGACCAUGUGAAGCGAUAAUAAAGGACAGAGAGUGCUUUUGAACAUGUGAAUCGGGUGCCUCCCAGACCAAAAGAGCAAACACAGCCUGAUCCCAGUUCCUACAUCUCUGGAUUAGGAUGCAAGACAAAUAACAGGGCUUCCAGGCAACUCCCCCUUUCCCCCCUUAGUUUUAAGGAAUUAAUUGCAGAUUUUAGGUAAUAUUCAAAAACAGAUGUAGGGAUGCAUCAGCUUGAAGGUGCAGAUCAUAAAAUAAAGGCACUGUAAAGAAGCUUCUGGAUCAUCAAUCCGUAACUACUGUCAUUAAAAUCAGUUUUAACACUCCCCGCCACCAAUGAAUUAGUAUUAUCUGCAUGUUAUUCUGUCCCUCUCUGACCCGUGUGAAAUUCACAGUCAGUUGACUUUAAAGGAGAGAGAACUGGUGUUAGAAGUACAACUUAGCACCCUCAGAAUCUCGGCUUUCGUUUAAAAAAGAAAAGAAGGCAGGUUUUGAAUCUAGAGAUUUGCUUCCAAAAAGGGGCUUGAAAUUAUCACGUUCUUAAGGUUGCUCACCCCCACCCUAGAGAAUGAAGUCAUUUCAUGCAGAAUAAAUAUCAGAGGAAGCUAUUAGGCCUCCUGGCUGGCCUGAUACCAUGAACUGAGAAUACAUCCCAGAACGUGUUCAGUGCCCCAUGGCAGCACAUUGCAAGGGAGGAUUGUUAGUGGGUGAACAAGUUGUCUUUGAGAGAAGCUUGCCCACCAUUACCUCUGACGGAAGGCAGCACGCCUCUGGACACCAGUUGCUGGGGAACAUGAGUGGGGAGAGUGCUAUUGUACUCAUGUCCUGCUUGCAGGCUUAAGAAACGUACAUGCAAAAAUUACCAAAUUGGUUUAAUUUAUUUACUGUAGGUAACAAAAUUCACUCUACCCAGUGCAGAAUUUUGCUUUGUUCCUCCUUCUCUCUGACAGCCCUUGUAAAAGAUCAGCCAGCGGUAGUUUCAAGCCAAAAUCCAAGCAGGCCUCCAAACUAAAAAUGCUCAGAAUAAUACUAGGGCUUCUUCUGACCAGACUUUAGACGGCGGCAUCCGACACAGCCAGAAUCAAGCUAAUUUUCCUUCAGCGCAUAACUUUCUUAAGAAUGAUUAUGGAUUCUAAUUAUAUGAGCAUAAAAGGUAGGGCCCUCAGGCACUCCUUGUAAUGGGAAAGUGACUUGCUUCGCCCAAAUGAAAUGGCUCUUGUUAGCCAACAGACCCCUACUGCAGGGGUUAGGCAGUUCUCUAUACGGCUUAUUAUCAAAUAUAUAGGCCUGGUUCAUAUGUCACAUUAAGCUAAACCUUGUCUCAACACAAAUGUGUGAGCUCCCAGAGAGGUGAUCAUCAUCUCUUUGCUCAUCCCCAGUCAUUCUGCUGUUGCACUGUGCUGAACUCAGCCAUGGUUUGGCUUAGUGCAUUGUCUGAAUCUGUGGGUUAGCUCUCCUGGACCAAUCAUGAGCUGUAAACCCUAGAACAAACCUUGGAUAAAGCUCAAUGUUAGUCUGGUGAGAGCUGAACUAUAAGCCCAAAUUCAGACAGCUUAGUUCAGGGAAGUGCAGCAGCAGAAUGACUAGGAAGGAGCAAGGCAGCUGCAAUCUCAUCUCCCUAAGCCAUGGUUUGACUUAGUGUGACAUGCAAACCAGGCCAUAGCUUGGCCUGGCCAUCUUUCUUUGUUCCAUUCAACCAUGCAAGGUGUCAAGAAGAGAGCUCUGAAGCAUCUGUUUCAGUGGCUGUUCAUCCAUUGACCAGCUCCCGUGUAUCCCAUGGGAGUAAAGACUUUACUACAUGAUCAGCCAGUGGCAUUUAGUAUCAGGCUGCAAGACACACAAUGCUUUCCUGUACCAUCAUAAUAAAUACACAGUGAUGAUACGCUUGCUGAUGUCAAGGUUGCACUUUUGUUGAGGGGCUACUGCAGUUCCGAGCACUAGAUGCACUAUUUUUUUUUUACCCUUUUAAAAAUAAAGAAAUAAUGUGCUCAAUGUUUGUGUGCUCCCUGCUGUGCAAUCCAACCCCUGGAGAUAUCAGUGAUUUCGUUUUUAAGCAUGGAACCCCUUGCCUCAGUCUGCCCUGCCAUUAUUUAAAAUUAGAUAUGCGUGUUUUUUUAAAAAAAUAUUGAUGGCUGAAUGUUCCUUUGCUGUGUGUGUCUCUGCUGUGCCAAACCAUCCACACACACCCCUUGUUAAAUCAAGGAAAGAGCUUGCAAAUACCAAACUGGCCAUUUUACACGAACGCACGCACGCAUGCACGCACACACACACGUGAGAGAGAGAGAGAGAGGGAGAGAGCUGCCAGGCUACCCUUUCAUCCAGUAUGUGGAGGUAAGAUCAAGGGUCCACUUGUAACCCUCUGGAGCAGAUUUUUGGGGUGCACAAGUGGCUUGUGAAAUGUUGGAUACAACCGAAAGCGCUAUUGGUGCCGGAUAGGGGCUUACAGGCUUGUUGCACUAAAUAUAAUAUCUGAUUUUGGGAUUGUUUUGAUCAUGCAAGAAGGUCCUGAAAUGCAUAUAUUGCUGUGUGUUGUAAUGUGCUGAAAACUAUGAAUGAGAGACAAUCAAGCAAAGGACAUUAAACUGUUCGUUGGGGAAUUUUUCUUCUUCAAAGCUAUUGUGAAUUUAUUUUCCCAUUUAAUAAGAUAAAUGUUUCACAUUGCAUCCCCCACACCCAAGCCCAUGAACUCAAAACAGAAUAUAAAGAAAUGCUCGCUCUCUCGCUCUCGCUCUCAAAUGGAACAACACAGCACAUUUUGCUUCCUCAGGCAAAGCAGCAACUGUCUCCUGCUCCAAGUUAAGGUGCAUAGGCCAACCAAGUUAUUUUGAUGCCUGAGGCAGAACAUUGCACAAGUUCCGCUUCCUGGCAGUUAUAUCAGAAUCAUGACACCUGAAAUCAACUGCCUAAGGCAGGUCACCUCACUCCGCCUAAUGGUAGGGCCAGCCCUAGUUCAAUAAUCAUGAACUGGGUUGGCAGCACUGCUUACCAGUGGCUCUUCAGAUUAUCAGGCGGAGCUCUUUUCCCCAGCCUGACUCCGAGAGCCUGUAUGUAGAAAAUUCAGUGGAGGCUUGUCCAUAAGGGCAAGUGGGGCGCUGCUCCACUAGCCUCAGUCUGCCCUCACCUGCCUGCCUUCUUAUUUACAAGCAGUCCAGGAGGUGGCCCUGCCUGUCAGCUUCCUCUUCCUCAGUCUCAGGGUUGCCCUUGUAGAACUCAGUAGGGAGGAGGACAGGGAGCAAAAAUAGAAUUAGUCGGUUCCGUGUGGUGUAGUGGUUAGUUAAGGUGUUCGACUACUACCUGGGAGACCAGGGUUCAUAUCCCCACACAACCAUGAAACUCCCUGGGUGACCUUGGGCCAGUCACUGCCUCUCAGCCUCAUGGAAACCCUCUUCAUAGGGUCGCCAAAAGUCGGAGUCGACUUGAAGGCAGUACAUUUACAUUUUUAUCUGUCAUUGGCUUGGGCUCUGUCUACUGUUUGGGCUUCCUACAUUCUGGCCCACUCAUCUUGAUGGGCACCAGCCAUCAUUGGAGUAAUGCUAGCUAAAGAUUAGGGUCCAAACUAAAGCUUACAGCAGGGGUGGCAAAUCUGUGGCCGCCCAGGUGUCGUUGAAUUAUAACUCAUAUAAUCCCUGACCAUUGGUCUUGCUGUCUGGGACUGAUGGAGUUGGAGCCCAACAAGAUCUGGAGGGCCACAGAUUCUUCCUCGCUAUAUUCAGAAUCCUCUUCCCCCUCCCACCUCAACAAACGGGGAGAUGUAAGUUGGGAAAGAGGCAUCCAUACUUCCUCUUUGUGACACCAAGUUUGGGCUGGAGUUUUUGAUGUUGUACAUGCAUUAUGACCCCUACAGCUCUGUCUGUCUAUAAGAGCUGGUCUACCUGUGACUUUAUACUUCUUCAUGGCGACUCCUCUUGUCCUUCCUCUCUGCCAGGCUUUUGCGUGCAAUUAGUGGUGUGAUUAUGUGCUAAUAUAUCAGUUGCAAUGUUUUUAAUUGCUGUGAAUUUUAUUGCUCUUUUUUGGUGUUUUGAAACUAUUUUUUUUAAUAGUUGUACAUCACUUGACUUGAGCAGUUCUUGGGAAAGCUAUUUAUAAAUGGUAAAAAAUAAAUAAUGCACAAAUCAAAAUCAAUCAUGUUCAGCAUGGAGAGUUUCCACCACAGGUGGGGAACUGUCCGUGCACUCUGGACAAUCUCCUUAGCAAGCUACAUUAGGCUAUCCAGUGGAGUGAGGAGAACUGACAUAAUGAACGGCUGCCCUGAACAACGAUAAAGAAACCAGGCAUUACAAAUCCACCUUGUCUCGAUUACGGCGAAUUGGUCUGUCGCUAUGGAUUUGCAUAAAGAUAUCUGUCAAGAGUCUGGGAUGGGAAGUUUUCUUUCAAUGCAGGAUUGGUGAUCCUGUGGCUUUCCAAAUGUUGCUGGACUCCAGCUCCCAUUAUUUCUGACCACUGAGCCAUGCUGGCUGUGGCUGAUGGGAUGUGGAGUCUCGCAACUUCUGGAGAACCACAGGUUCCCCAUUCUUGUUUUAAUGGCUGUGGACAUUUCCUGAAUGGUCAAUUCUCUUGGAGGGGGUGAGUCUCGGAUCAGUACCCUGAAAAUCAGACAGGUGUGUGUGUAUAAGAAAAAAAGCAUUAGGGCCAAACUACAUGUGAUAGUUAAAUAUCUCUUUGCAUUUAAAGUGUAAGAUUUUAAGCAUCAGAUGGGGGGGGAGGGUAAUUAUUGGAAUUCCAGCAGACAUGAAGGGGAAAUUUAAUCCUAUCAUCCCCUGCAGGGUUCCUGAAGUAAAUCCCUCCUCUAACACUAAUACUUGGAGAAAAUCUCAUUCUGGCACCAAUAGGGGAUUUCCUCCCAGUGCAAACAGCACCUUCAGAGGAGGGAUUUGCCACAGCAAGGAUAAACAGUAAUACCUUACGCAAAUGGGGGAAGGACAAGGGAGUGUGUAACCUCAAAAUUACUGGGGGCAUGGUCAUGUAACAUCAAACCAUGGUUUUGUGUUACAUGUGAAUGGGCCCAGAGAGAUUACAAAAGAGAGUUCUGAGAAUUUUUAUUUGGAGUUAGUUGAAAUUUAGAAAGGUGGUUUUCGGGAACUGCUUAAGUUUCUCUCUGAAAGAUCUCUAAUCAGAGUGCUCAUUUGCUUCCACUUAUGCUCUGCUUGUAUAUUUGUAAAUAAAGGAAAUGUUACGAAGAUA